Ixodes scapularis (black-legged tick) is the source of this 6402-nucleotide messenger RNA. Its product is annotated as zinc finger protein 239-like. Bases 1923 to 3008 code for a protein of 361 amino acids. Lineage: Eukaryota; Metazoa; Arthropoda; Arachnida; Ixodida; Ixodidae. Gene Ontology annotation, biological process: regulation of transcription by RNA polymerase II. Gene Ontology annotation, molecular function: DNA-binding transcription factor activity; RNA polymerase II cis-regulatory region sequence-specific DNA binding. The record is from RefSeq and is a predicted model, not a curated record. The transcript has 6 exons.
UUGUACUCCCAUACGUACAGCCUUGUGCCCCCAUACGUACAGUCAGACUCUGAACAAAGGUUAAUUUGCCCCCCCCCCCCCCCCGCGGCUCUUAGAAGUUCCGUGGUUUUGUUUGCGGCUCUUUGGCCAGGCCAGCCUGGCCACCCCUGACAUAGAUAAUACGAGACCGACUGCAGACAUGGGCAGAGGGAGUCCUGGGGGAGCUACAGAACGGUUUCCGGUGGGGGAGACGCCUUGAGGACAAUUUAUUCGUGCUGACGCAGGCCAUAGAGAUCGCGCAGAGAGAGAGGCGUCAACUUUACCUCUGUUUCCUCAACAUCAGCCGGGCCUACGACUCGGUCAACCAUGAGAAGCUGUGGAGGCAGCUAGCAAAGCGGGAGCUCGGAGAGGAGUGGAUCACCCUGCUGAAGGAAAUUUACAAGGAGACGACUCUGGUGGCACAGUGGCAAGAAGAGAUGACUCAUCCAGUAGCCAUCACCAAGGGUCUGAGACAGGGAUGCCCACUGUCGCCACUGCUGUUUAUGCUCUACAUAGCAGGCUUCGGAAACAGACUGCAGGACUGCGCCGAGGGCUUCACCCUGGAAUAUACGGAGACGGGAACCAGUGGGGGAGGAAAAAUCCCUAAGCUAAUCUAUGCCGACAAUAUCGUCCUGAUGGCACACUCCCUGGAGGGCCUGCAGGCCCUUAUGAAUGAGUGCAACACAAUGGGGACGGCACUGGGGCUGAGUUUCAGUGCUAAGAAGUCGGUAUUGAUGGGCUUUGGGGACAGAGGAGACACCGAGGCAGAUGACCUGAAAAUUUAGGGGGAACAAGUACCGUGGGUAUCACAAUACAAGUACUUGGGAAUUCACAUUCAGGAGGGUCACAACUACCUCGAAGACCAUGAGACCAGGCUCCAGGCUAAGAGCAGGAAGUCCAAGGGGAUAUUGACUGCCAGAGCCCUCUGGAGUUACAACCGCUUCGAGAACUCCCGGGAAAUGUGGAAGAUGGUGGCAGUGCGGGCCUCACUUUUGGAAACGGAGUCCUGUGUCUCGUCCCGCACGCGCGAGUGCCUAAAGGUGCGCCAGAGAGAAGUGGGACGGGCGGCACUGGGAGCCAGCCGAGGAACACCUAACGAUCGAGGCAGUGCAGGGGGACAUGGGGUGGUCCAGCUUCGAUGCCUGAGAGGCUCGGUCCAAGCUGGGCUUCGAACGACGCCUCUGCCAAAUGCAGGAAGGGCGGUGGGCAAGACAGACUUUCAAGUACAUCCACCUCAAGGGCCUCUCGACUAGGUGGGUGCGACGAACACGCCAGCUGGCCCCUCCGGUAUGGCAUAAACAGCCCUCUCCUUCACCUGACUCCAGAACAACAACUGGAAAACAUCCGCACGAGACUCGCCGAGACUGAACAGGGCAAGUGCCGGCGGGACACAAGCCGGCACUUGCCCUGUACACCAGAGAAAAACAGGAAGUCAGAAAGGUGGAAUUCCUGGCAGCGGACUUCUGUUCGAUGCCCGAGGAGGCAUGUUGCGAACGCGGGUGCUUCGAGCCAAGUACACCGACACAGACGUGCGAUGCACCCUGCGCACACAGGGGGCUGAGGAAACGCUGCAGCACGUCAUCCUGGAGUGCGCGGGCCUGCAGCCGGAGGUCUUCCGGGAGAUCGACGAGGAGGGCAACGACGGCGCCACUGUGGGCAGGGGUCCGCGGCCCAUACCACGCUGCCCGAGUGCGGUUUACCCAGUUUACCCCCGUUGCCCCCGUGCCCCCGUUACAAAGGGGUUAGCCGUAUUUCUAAAUCCAAAGCCAAAGUCAAGCCACUGGCUAAACCCGGAUAAUUCUUUUCCCGCGUAAAGUUCGUAUUCGCGAUGUUCGCAUCGUUUCUUCGUUAUUUCACCAGUUUCUUUUGCAGCUUUGUUUUUCCAUUCAAGUCGGAAGCGGCAGAUGACUCGGUACGUGAUCAAACUCGUCAGGAUUUGGGACGCAGAUGGGAACGACACUUCACAGCUUUGGAAAGGUGGCCUGUCACAGGCCGAAUCCCCCUUCGGUGGUGCAACGCCUUUGUGCUAUAUUAUGUCUUUACACGAAUGCGACAGAGCCAGAUCAAAUGAGCCGCAGAUGCAUAAAACACUGGUGACUACUUAUGACCGGCGGCGCAGCGGCCAGUCGUCAGCAGUCACAACAUGGUUCACAAGCCCCUCCGGUCGCAAGCAGUCACAAUGUCAUCUCUCGGCGGCCACGGGUACCAUCAGAAGCUUGGCUCCAUCUUUAAGGCUUCACCGUCCCCGACGCCUGUUGCAGCGCGAACAGCUCUCCCCGGCAUUCAACUCCGAAUGGCAGAGAACGGACUGCGAGGACAAGGGGGCGGAGCUCUCUUUCCAAGGAGCCGAAUUGCAGAGGCAACCAUUGAAGAUGGACCAGGAGGGGAGGACAGACGGCGGUGCGACUUCUCCGCCCAAUGUUAUGGUGCCCACAGAACUAACAACACCAGACUGCUUCGGAGCAUGCUAUGGCGACAAAGUGGAUACCUUUGUUCGUGACAGCCGCAGAGGUGGCACCUCUCCCCAGACCAAUUCGGGCCCACACAAGCAGCAGACGCACCGACAACCGAACAAGCACCGGUGCCGCUUCUGUCCUUACUCAUGCCUUUCCGGAGCGGCUGUCGCCAUUCACGAAAGGACUCACACUGGCGAGAGGCCCUUCAGUUGUGGUGUCUGCGAGAAAACAUUCGCGCAGAAGCCUCACUUGACGUCUCACGUUAGAAUUCACACCGGAGAAAAGCCGUUCAAGUGCAGCACGUGCAGCAGGGCGUUUACUCAGAAAUCCGCCUUGACGAGUCAUGUGAGGACUCACACCGGAGAGAAGCCAUACAGGUGCAACACGUGCAGCAGGACGUUUACUAACAAAGGCAGUUUGGUGAAUCAUGAGAGGACUCGCACAGGAGAGAAGCCGUUCAAGUGCAAGACGUGCGGUAGAGCGUUUGCGGCUUAUAGCAAUUUACUUAAUCAUCGGAAAAUACAUUGCAAGUGAUCGAAACCCUUACAUGCAUCAUAGUUGUGGAUAGGGUUCAAACGAAAUACUCGAGCACCGACGUGUGUUCAUUUGGCUUGGCGAUAGGCCUGCAAGGGUUCUACUUGCGAGCAGUGUGUGUUUCGCAUGCUUCAUAAUCUCUCAGCCUCUUAUUUAUCGUGUUAACACAGAUAAAAAAAAGUGAAUUUACCUUAAACGAAGCGAACAUAGUUUUUUUUUUUUUUUGUGCACGAUAGAAAAAGAAAAUACUUGAAGCCAAGUCUUUUUUUAUUCAUUUAGAGUCAUUAAUCACGUGCUGCUCCUGGAGUCUCUCGGUUGUCUGUAGGGUCACUUAUGUUGCUUACAAGUCGGCCUACUCAUGACCAUAAAUAGACAAACUUAUAAAAUAAUUAAGGUCUUUCAAUAGCAACAACCUUGAAUAUUGCAAAUGUUAAGAAGGUAUUCGAAACUAUUUAACACACUUAGCUGGAAACUAAUGCUUUGCUCAUAGGACUGCAACAGAAUAUACAUGACUCGAAGAUUUAGAAAUGCAGUGUAAUUUCCUAUCUCAUUUCGUUAUAUUCUUCGUCCUUUUUCUUUUUGACCGAUUUGAGUAUCUGAAUUCUGAUGACAUCAUUCAACGUGCUUGCUACAUGUAAUACUCGUAUGUAUGUCUUCCUUUUGCAUGAUUUUAUUCUUUUUUGCACAUUCACGAAGACGGUUCUGAUCAUUGAGGAUAUUCAUACUUUAAGUGCUAUUCAUUUGGUGUUCAUAAACAUUUUGUUUCACCUUAGGUACGAGCGCAGACAAUGUUAUGAGCCAGAGGACCAAUAAAACAGCGCAAAAAGCGCAACGCCAUGGCGUGCUCUCUGUGCUUGAUAGGACUAGCCGGUGGAGGAGCACGCACAGAGAGAUGGCGACAGAGAACUCGUUAUAGCUUUGUGUCUCUUUUGCUGUUUGAUUGGCCCUUCGGCUCAUAACAUCGGCCGCGCUCAGACCUAAGCUGAAACAAAGUACGGUUUCACUUGAAUUCGUCAAGCUUUUAAACAUUUGAAAUUCCUCUUGUAGUGAACGAAUCAUAUACAUUUGUUGUACUAAAGGUAUAAUUGACCUCAUUGUGUAUUCAUCUAUCUAAAAACUGUAUAGGCAUAAUCCAUCUAAAUAUGUCUUAAUCUGCAGUGACUGUACAGUGGUUUUCACUAUUGCCAUAAGCAGCAAAAUUGAUGGAAUUGGAGUCCUGUUCCCAAGCGUAUAAAACAUUUGUUUUGACAUAUACAGGGUGUGUCCGAAAACGGGCAAAAUCGCUACUGCAAAAAUGACGCAUCGCACAAAAAAGAAGUCUGUUGCCAUAGUGGUGUGUGUCCAAGGAAAGUUGCUAGAGCUCAAUAUAAUGGGAUAUUUAAUAAAUUCCGAGUACUUAAAUUGUUAAAUAUUAUUCUUAAAGGAUGGUUUCAAAGAUAAUAUUGUUCGGCAUCAUUGAGAACGACUAAAUGCACCCAUGUUAUAAUGGCAUGAGGCGCAUGCGCAGCAUUUUACGGCGUUCUGAAAAAAUGCCUUAUUUGGACACGUAUCUGGCUCUCAAUUUCUUAUCGGAGAGCAUCUCCGUGUGGUCAAUCUCGCCUUCUGAUUGCCCGCGUAGAGAUGCACUCCGAUAAGAAGCUGAAAACAAGACAGGCGUCAAAAUUGAGUAUUUCUUCAGAACGCCGUAAAAUGCUGCGCGUGCCUCAUACCUGUAGCAUGGCUGUUUUAUCAUAGUUUUUGAUGAUGCUCAGCAAGAUUCUAUUUGAAACCAUGCCUUUAAUAUCAAUAAUUAGCAAUUCAUUUAUUAAAUAAAUCACUCACCUAAUUUUAUUGAAGGCUAAAAGUUUUAAUGGCAGGUGCAAAGGGCCUAGACUGGCAGGGUGGUGGAAACUACGAGCCCGUUGGACCAGUUUUACGUUGAUCUUUCGAAGCAUGCCCGUGCUCCCAGCUAUAUCCAUGCAGAAGGCAUAAUCAGCAAUGAAAGGGAGGCGGUUGUCCGGUCCAGCAAGUAUGUACAGUAGUUCCCGCCGCACUGUCAGCUUCAAGGGGCCGUGCAAAGAUAUUGGGUAUUGGGCUUUCUGGCACCUGUGGGACCCAAGCACUGUUGUGCCUGUUAUAGAAAACACGUAGCAAAAUACCGUCACUCUUUAGAUCGUCAAAACUUAACGAGUUCUGAGAUUCGUUACCAUCCUAAGAACGUAACAAUAUACCAAUGCGGUUACUUUCAAAAGAGAACGGACGUUACUUUUGCGCCAAUUUGAAUAUCAUUCAUAUUCGACAGUAAAAGGCCGAGGAUAUGAAUUUAGACAACAGUUCAACUUCUACGGAGUCAUUUUUUUGUGUGUUAUUAGUUUAUAAGAUUUGUUGCAUAUGUUUAUUAUUUUGAAAACUGGCUUGAUCGACUGUUCUCUUUUUUAUUUUCUCUUUCUUUCGCAAAUAAUUUAGUAAUUUUUUGCACGACCAUGAGGGCUCAGCAAUAAACUUCGGUUGAAUAAAACGCUGGUUUGAACAAAGAGGUAACCACGUGUCGCCAAACUUUUUCCCCAUUUGAAGGGAUACACUCUUGGGAGUAUUUAUAGGUACUCCCAUGAAAAUGGGGUACUAUGCAUUAUAUUACAGUAUACCCUUUUUUCUUGGGAAUGUUGUAAAGGCUCUCCGAUUUAACUCUUUUAAAAAGUCGGCGAACCAGCGCACUCAGUUGGGCACGCGCACAGUGGAGAUUGCGAACAGCUUCGCUGAUUCUUUCAUAAGUUUGUUCUGAAAGCACUUAAAACCCGGUUUCAAGCGCAUUUAAAGCAGGGAUAUUAAAGGUGUGUCACGAAGCGGUCCGGACAUAAAUAAAUUGAUAAAAAAUUACUGACAAGGGCAAUAUAACUAGGGUUAUCUGGUGGAGAAAUUUUAGGACCGAGUGUACUGUAAUGAAUAGUAAAUUAGGCAACGCUCUUAUGGGCGAAAAGAAGGAUAAUUCUAUUUGUGAUAAAACGAAGCCGCGUUGUAGGCAACAUAAAUUACUAAUGACAACAGUAGGCUAACGACACAUUCCGAAUGUGAUUAAAGCGUGCAAACCGGGCUUAGCGACAGUUAGUAAAAAAAAGAAAGAAAAUGGAACACUGACAAUGACCUAUCGACCCUAAUCGUAAACGUUCGUCACGAACGCAACUGCAGAAGAUAGUUAUUCCUUCAAAUUUGCCCCAAAGAAAAAAAGAACAUCUUAUUUUUUAGACUGCCAGGUCUUUAUACCAGGACUGGGGGUAGGCGACUGGGAGGUCUGCAGGGUGCCAUUAAAAGGGUUGCGCUGCUACACCCCCAUUUGAAAUUUUUUUUUUUAGCUUACUAAUUUAUUUGAACACGGCGGUUUUCGUCAGAAAAAAAUAAAGCUUGUGUUGGAACACUA